Dictyostelium discoideum AX4 is the source of this 275-nucleotide messenger RNA. RefSeq lists its product as hypothetical. The record is from RefSeq and is a predicted model, not a curated record. NCBI's taxonomy places the organism in Eukaryota, Evosea, Eumycetozoa, Dictyosteliales, Dictyosteliaceae. The transcript has a single exon. The annotation marks the transcript as partial.
UUUGGAUUUGCAAUCAAAUAUACAGUGAAGAUCCUUUAACAGAUGAAUCACUAUCAUACAGCUCCCUUCUACAGAAAUGGCACAAAUUGGCCACUCUAGAAUACAUCAAAAAAGCAAAAGAUCUGAAAAACUUAUCAGCAAAAGACCAUAAUAACUUCAAAGAUCCUAAGAUCCUUCUCACUUCAACGAUCAAGCUAAGAAAAACAACAGCUAAUUACUAUUGUAUUCCAGAAUCAUCUCUCCCAAAUAUUAUAUCUUUUGAUCAAUUCAUAUGA